CCCAAAAAAUUCCAUCGAUUUCCUUCAUACUCCUCUCCCUCUACAGCAGCUGCGACGACGACUCCUCUCUCUCUCUCUCUCUCUCUCUCUCUCUCUCUCUCACAGUCGCUCACCCCCUUCUCGUGACCCCAUUGUCUCCCGCUUUCAAUCACCAACAUUUUCUCUACUCAAUCCUAUUCCCCCAUCAAUAACCACCACUAAUUAAGUCCACCUUCCACUGGUAAACACCAUUGGCCCCCACGCUAAAGAAACCCACAGGCUGUAGUGUUUUUUGUAUUCUUAUUUCUCUGUUCUGGUUAAGAUGGCAACUCCUGGGCAGCGAGGAAAGAUGGUGAAGAGGGUUAAGAGGGUGAGGAAUCCUGCGUCGCCAGCACCUAGGUUAGAGGGGGGAGGGAGGUCGCUCUCCGAUCAAAAGCAGAGGGUUCUUCGUUGUCGUUUGGAGACCUUCAAGCACCUGCGAUCCUCCUCUCUAGACGAAAUCGUCCACCAACUUCGCAAUAAUUACCGAGACUACCACCGCAUCAAGCUUCAGUCUUUCAACAAGUUCGUCCAGCAAACCCUAGACUCGCCUUCCUUUAAGCAAUCGAAAACCCUAAUCCAUGUCAGUGACUUAGAAGAAGAAGAAGAAGAAGAAGAAGAAGAAGAAGAAGAAGACGGCCAAAGCAAUUCCCAGAGAAGGCAGAAGCGUGCUGCCAGUAAGAGCGAGGAUAAAUUCCAGCGAAUGGAGUCUGCCCACCUCAGAAGGAUUCGUGAAAGGAAUGGUGACCGUCCAUCUACAUCUUCUUCUUCUUCGUCUUCUUCGUCUUCUUCUGAUGAUGAUGCUGAUGAAGAUGGGUCUCUGUCGAUGUCGGAGGACACAAUAUACAGCGAGAAAGUGGAGCCGGAGUUUGAUGUGAUGAAAUCGAGUCUCCGAGCAUCGUAUAUGGAGUCCAACAGCGCCAUGAAGCCCAAGGCAGCCGAGGAUCAGAAGGAGAAGAAUGUAGAAAUGGAGCUUCCUGGUCGCGAAGAAGUUGAGUUAAUGGGCGGAAAUGGAGGGCCAAGGCGGCCAAAGACAUUGCAAGCAGCUGAAGCCAAAGGCUCGGUUACAGGGGUUGAGGUGAAGGGAAGUGAGGGGCCGAGGUUUAGUGACUUAGGUGGGAUGGAGAAGGUGAUAGAGGAGCUGAAGAUGGAGGUGAUUGUGCCGCUUCGCCAUCCGGAGCUGCCUCGGUGGCUCGGAGUUAGGCCAAUGUCUGGGAUUUUGUUGUAUGGCCCGCCCGGGUGUGGCAAGACCAAAUUGGCUCAUGCCAUUGCCAAUGAAACCGGCAUUCCCUUUUAUAAAAUUUCUGCCACUGAAAUUGUCUCUGGUGUCUCAGGUGCAUCUGAAGAAAAUAUAAGAGAGCUUUUUUCUAAAGCAUUUAGAACUGCCCCUUCAAUUGUAUUUAUUGAUGAAAUUGAUGCAAUUGCUUCGAAAAGAGAAAGUUUGCAACGAGAAAUGGAGAGGCGAAUUGUGACACAACUAAUGACUUGCAUGGAUGAAUCUCAUAGGCUUGUACAACCGGCUGAUGCAAAUUCGGAUUCGCAAAGUUCCGAUAACAAGUCUGGCUAUGUUCUUGUUAUUGGAGCUACCAAUAGGCCUGAUGCUGUUGACCAUGCUCUGAGAAGGCCAGGGAGAUUUGACCGUGAGAUUGUUUUAGGUGUUCCAGAUGAAAAUGCGAGGCUUCAGAUUCUUUCUGUGCUUACACGCAAUCUGAGACUUGAAGGUUCUUUUGAUCUUCUUAAAAUAGCCAGGUCUACACCAGGGUUUGUGGGGGCUGAUUUGGCAGCCCUGGCUGACAGGGCUGGUAACAUUGCCAUGAAAAGGAUAAUACACAAGAGGAAGACUUAUAUGUCCAUAGAUUCUAUGAAUGAGGAGUGCAAUGAAGAUUGGUGGAGGCAACCAUGGACGCCUGAAGAAAUGGAAAAGCUUACUAUCAGUAUGGCUGAUUUUGAGGAAGCAGUUCAAGUGGUUCAGCCUUCAUAAAAAAGAGAAGGCUUCUCUGCAAUUCCUAAUGUAAAAUGGGACGACGUUGGUGGGUUAGAUCUUUUAAGACAGGAAUUUGAUCGUUAUAUAGUUAGGCGUGUUAAAUAUCCUGAGAACUAUGAGGAAUUUGGAGUAGAUUUAGAGACAGGAUUUUUGCUCUAUGGGCCUCCAGGAUGUGGUAAAACACUGAUAGCGAAGGCCGUUGCUAAUGAAGCGGGAGCCAAUUUCAUUCACAUUAAGGGCCCUGAACUUCUGAAUAAAUAUGUUGGAGAAAGUGAGUUGGCAGUUAGGACAUUGUUUAGUCGCGCAAGGACAUGCUCACCGUGCAUACUUUUCUUUGAUGAGGUGCCCUGACAUGGAAAAAAAUUCAUGGAAGAAGUGUCCUACAAAUCAUAGCAUUUAAAAGUUUUUCCCCUCACUUACUGACAGGUGGAUGCUUUAACAACUAAGCGGGGGAAAGAAGGAGGAUGGGUUGUUGAACGGCUAUUGAACCAGUUACUUAUAGAGUUAGAUGGUGCUGAGCAGCGGCGGGGUGUAUUUGUUAUUGGUGCCACUAAUAGACCCGACGUCAUGGACCGUGCUGUUUUGCGGCCCGGAAGGUUUGGUAAACUUAUCUAUGUUGCCCCACCCACUACAGACGAGCGUGGUUUAAUAUUAAAAGCCCUUGCAAGGAAGAAGCCUAUAGAUGCCAGCGUAGAUCUGAGUGAGAUUGGACAAAGGGGAACUUGUGAAAAUUUUAGUGGAGCUGAUCUUGCUGCACUGAUGAAUGAAGCUGCUAUGGCUGCUCUUGAAGAGAAACUGACAUCACCUGAGAGGAGUUCAGAUGCAUCUCCAUGGACUAUCAAAGACACUCACUUUGAGCAAGCAUUGGCUAAAAUUGCACCAUCUGUAACAGACAAGCAAAUGCAAUACUACCAGAAAUUUGGGGAGAGCCUCAAAGCACCAAGAAACAAAGCCUAAGCCACAACAAGCGUCCCAUUGAAGAGUGUACGUUGUAAAUGUCUGUAGAGCAAACAACAGAAAGAAUGUGAGAGGGAAGCAGAUCCGUUGUAUUGUAUUUAUUUUUAUAAUUAUAUUAGUUUGGUGCCUCGUAAAUUUACUUGGUACUUAAAUUGGGAAAAGAAAUUUUGAGGAGUUUAAGGCCUGAGAUUCUACCGUGAAGAAUAUUAGAGCAGUGGUUUGCGGAGUAGACGUUUUCUUUUGGCCUGAAGGUGUUGUAGACAUUAGUGCAUAUUGCACUGCCAAUUUUGAUAAAAUAGAGUUUAUCAAUUUAUAUUCAAAA
This is a messenger RNA of Prunus dulcis (almond), 3281 nucleotides long. Its product is annotated as cell division control protein 48 homolog C-like. NCBI's taxonomy places the organism in Eukaryota, Viridiplantae, Streptophyta, Magnoliopsida, Rosales, Rosaceae. The record is from RefSeq and is a predicted model, not a curated record. Gene Ontology annotation, biological process: ribosome biogenesis. Gene Ontology annotation, cellular component: nucleus. Gene Ontology annotation, molecular function: preribosome binding; ATP hydrolysis activity; RNA binding. Bases 302 to 1999 code for a protein of 565 amino acids. The transcript has 11 exons.